AUGGUUCUGAAAAUCGGACCGGACCGGCCGGUUCAACCGGAAAAACCGGGAACCGGUCAGUUAACCGGUCCGGAAUUAUGGGGGGUCAUUAAAGGACUCCAACUGGCCAUCACCCACAACUGGAACUAUGUUAUCAUGGAAUCAAAUUCUCUCGAUGCUAUCAACUUCAUUAAACAUGGAUGCCCUGCCCUUCACUCUUGUGCAUCGCUUGUAAAAGAAAUCCGAAUCUUAUCAAGUCGCAUCCAACAGGUGCAUUGGAACCACAUUCUCCGCGAAACAAAUUCAGUGGCGGACAUUCUAGCAAAGAAGGGGCAAUCAAUGCCGCUAGGUCUCCACAUCAUUGAAGAUUCUAUUCCUGAUAUUUUCAAUGCUCUUUCUUCUGAUUGUAUGGGUUUUCUUAGAUUGAGAGAGACUCUUUAG
This is a messenger RNA of Arachis duranensis, 420 nucleotides long. RefSeq lists its product as uncharacterized. Bases 1 to 420 code for a protein of 139 amino acids. The transcript has 2 exons. The record is from RefSeq and is a predicted model, not a curated record. Gene Ontology annotation, molecular function: nucleic acid binding; RNA-DNA hybrid ribonuclease activity. Lineage: Eukaryota; Viridiplantae; Streptophyta; Magnoliopsida; Fabales; Fabaceae.